GACGACACAAAACACGCAGUCACCAUAGAGUCGUCUGGCUACAUGAUACAGUACAUGUAGAUACCGGCAGACACACUUUAAACCAUCCCAGCUAGCCCACAAAACUAUGAGAACCAGGAGAAAGCUGUACAGACAAAGGCAAGCAAAGACAGCAAGAAGCAAGGAAGAAAUGGCCGAGCCUAAGGAGGAAACCGGAGGGAGUUAUUUGUGCAGCCGGUGUCGGGACCGGGCCGAAUGUGGAAGUCUGCUCCGUGCGUGUGUCGGCUGCAUCAGCUUCGGCAUGUGGCUGCUGUUCUGCUAUCUCAUAUUCCGCAUGGUGCUGUUGGUCCUGUACCCUGAGCUGAUGGACAAUGAGGACAGCGUGGGUCCUGAUCCGGCCUCAUGCCUUCAGCUGACUCUCCCGCCACACACACUGGCCAACAUCCGGGGGAGAAUGUCGCAGCUCCAGUUUAAACACAUAUGAGAAAUAUGAUGAGGACUCUGCCAGGCCUCCUUUUAGUGAUACGCGAAUGUCUGAUAGCCAUAUGUCUUUCAAUGCUUGACAACUUAUCGCGAAAUUCAAGCUCAAGUUUAACAAUCUAUGACAAACAUGAUGAAGAAUUUACCAGGCCUCCUGUUAGUAACACGUGACUGUUUAAUAGCCAUGUGUCUUUCAAUGCUUUACAACUUGUUACGAAAUUUAGGAAAUGAUACUAGUAGAUGUUUUAUGUCUAAUAGCCAUUUGCCCUCCUAUGCUUUACAAGUUGUCAUCUAAUUUAGGAAAUGAUAAGAAUGUAUACGACAAAACUGGUGACGUCAAAGGCAAUGACAACAGUUUACAGUACUACGAUGACAACUAGAAAAGUCUAACUUCAUGUAGCAUUAGCGUCAUCUUGCAGGUUUAGUUAGUACUGCAAACAACUCAGUUGUCGCCAGGUGUUUCCUCCGUCUGCUGUUUGAUCAUCUUGGUGCCUUAAAUCGUGUACAUCUGUUCUAAAUAUUGAGUUUGUCACGACUAAGGACAACAAUAAGACAACUCUUGAAAUAUAUUAACUUUGAAAACAA
This is a messenger RNA of Branchiostoma floridae (Florida lancelet), 1044 nucleotides long. RefSeq lists its product as uncharacterized. The record is from RefSeq and is a predicted model, not a curated record. The transcript is spliced from 2 exons. Bases 107 to 463 code for a protein of 118 amino acids. NCBI's taxonomy places the organism in Eukaryota, Metazoa, Chordata, Leptocardii, Amphioxiformes, Branchiostomatidae.